Messenger RNA from Monoraphidium neglectum, 1095 nucleotides. RefSeq lists its product as hypothetical. Gene Ontology annotation, cellular component: cytoplasmic side of plasma membrane; ESCRT III complex; multivesicular body. Bases 1 to 1095 code for a protein of 364 amino acids. The record is from RefSeq and is a predicted model, not a curated record. NCBI's taxonomy places the organism in Eukaryota, Viridiplantae, Chlorophyta, Chlorophyceae, Sphaeropleales, Selenastraceae. Gene Ontology annotation, biological process: vesicle budding from membrane; late endosome to vacuole transport via multivesicular body sorting pathway. The transcript is spliced from 8 exons.
AUGUUCGGCAGACUCUUUGGCGGGGGCAGCAGUCAGCCUGCGGUGCCUGCUCCGGGUGGAGGAGGCAACACAGCGUCCUCGGCGACGAUCAACGCGAUGCAGAACUUGGGGGAGCGCGAGGAGCAGCUGGAAAAGAAGAAACUACUGCUGGAGCGGAAGAUAAAUGAUGAGAUGGACAAGGCGCGGGAGUUCACCAAGCAGAAGAAGAAGAGCCAGGCGCUGAUGUGCCUCAAGAAAAAGAAGAUGUACGAGCAGCAGCUGGAGCGCCUGGACGCCCUCGUCAGCAGGCCGUCCUCAGGCGGGCAGCACAGGGGUUGGGUUGCAUUGGCAUGGGGGCGGCUGCGGGAGGUCGUGGCGCGGAAGGCGCCAGGCGGCGCGGCGCGGGACAGGGCCGGCGCGGCGGCGGCCGCCCCGCAGCCGCCUGGCGUGCCCUUGCAGCGCGUGGCGGUGAUGGAGCAGAAGCACAUGCUGGAGGAGCAGCAGACCACGCUGGGCGUGCUGAGCAGCAUGCAGGCGGCCGCCAAGGCGCAGAAGAAGACCAUGCAGGCGCGCGCCGCCUCCGCCGCGGCGGCGGGCCGCUCGUCGGUUGAAUAUUGGGGACGACGCGGCUGGCAGCGGCGGCGGCGGUCGCGGUCCGGGUUUGGGGCGCUGCUAUUUGGAAGCGGGCGCGCGUGGGUGGGCAAAGGCAGCAGUGUGCCCUCCGGGCGCUUCCCGCCGCUGCCACCGUCACAGCGGGCCGCCGCCCUCGCGGCGUGGGGUGCCGAGAUGAAGAUCGAGAACAUUGACAACACACUGGAGGAGAUCCAGGAGGUUGGGGACCAGAUGAGGGCCAUCAACGAGGCAGUGGCGCAGCCCGUGGGCCUGAUGGGUGACCUGGAUGAUGACGAGCUGCUGAAUGAGCUCGCUGACCUGGAACAGGAGGAGGUGGACAAGGAGCUUCUGCAGCCCGCGCCCGUCCCCACCCACCGGGUGCCCGCCUCCGCCGCCGCUGCCGCCGCCGGCCUGCCCAACGCGCCCACCGGCGCCGCCAAGCCGAAGCAGAAGACGCAGGAGGAGCUCGAGCUCGAGGCGCUGCAGGCCGAGAUGGCGCUGUGA